AUGCCAUUUAACGAUGCAGCUGAGAGCGCCUCAUCGCAGUAUCGCUAUUCGGGUGUAUUCAUCGAUAUGCUAGUGGCCGGUACAUUACUGGUCAUCUGUGCCCUGGUGGUGUUCAUCUCACAGAUGUUAAAUUUCAUUUUCAUUGUUUAUUUCGCGAUCUCUUUCGGUGCUGUUACAUUCAUAAUUGUUGCCAUUGGUAUACCAUUGCUCAGGCGACGAACAAUGUUCCCGUUUGUCAAUCUCUGGGCUCCGCGACACGCCAUUGGAAUGGUACUGAUUUUGCUGCCAGCUGGUGUUGCACUAACAAUAGCUCCACUCUGUGACACCUAUGUAUUUCUGAUCGCAUUAUUUGCACAUUGUAAUUUCUCGCAACUCUCGGCUUGGCCAAAAACAGCACAGGCAUUGCUGGUUGGUAUCAUAUUUUUGUCGCUUACAUAUGUAUGCCAGUAUCGCAUCACAGCACUCAUCAACAAAUGUACUGGUUUUUUUUUUUGUUCGAUGCUAAUAUUUACUUAA
Molecule: messenger RNA, 516 nt
Organism: Gongylonema pulchrum
Lineage: Eukaryota; Metazoa; Nematoda; Chromadorea; Rhabditida; Gongylonematidae
Source: the annotation of a GenBank genome assembly